AUGAAUGACACGAAUAUAGUAGCUACGUCUGCCGUAGUUCUAUUUGUCUUCACUUUGCUUUUUUCGUAUGCAUACAACGUGAUCAAACCGUACAUGAAAGGAUAUACGUAUAUUAAAUGCUUAACAGGCGGAUUCAUUAUAGGAAUUAUUUUAAUAGAAGUUCUUCCCGAUAUUUAUGACAGCAACAGCAGCAUCCCGGUAGUUACAACGGGCUUGUCUUUUUUCCUGCUCUUCGCAAUAAGCAAGCUGUACAUCGAAAGAGUUGAAGCCAAGGAACAAGACUCAAUUCCCGAGGGCGCAGGGAAAAAAGAAGCACUUAUCUUCAUCCUUGCGCUGAGUCUGCACUCUUUCAUGGAGGGCCUCGGAAUAUCGAGCAAAAAAGGGCCCAAAUUGCUGUGGUACAUCAUAAGCAUUCUAGUGCACAAGUGGCUCGAGGCAAUUGUCCUGGGAACUUCUGUGCUUACAUCCGAGCUCUCUCGGCCCGUCUGUUUCUCUUUAAUAUUAAUAUACUCCUCUCUCACGUCUAUUGGCUCGCUCCUUGGGCACUGGCUCUCCUUCACUAACUCAGAGAACAGCAUUAUCACGCUAAUACUGAAUGGGAUUGCAGCAGGCAGCUUCUUCUACAUUGGGUUUGUGGAGAUGGUAGGGAACGAGUUUGAAACUUCAUCAGGAAAGCUCACUCGUCGAAAGACUUUCAAAAAGAUCACGUCUAUGUUUAUUGGCUACUCUUUCAUCACUUCAGUAAUAUUGGCUGCUCACUCAAUCGAGAAGUACGGAGCAUAA
This is a messenger RNA of Nematocida minor, 783 nucleotides long. RefSeq names its product solute carrier family 39 (zinc transporter), member 1/2/3. Gene Ontology annotation, cellular component: membrane. Gene Ontology annotation, biological process: zinc ion transmembrane transport. Bases 1 to 783 code for a protein of 260 amino acids. Gene Ontology annotation, molecular function: zinc ion transmembrane transporter activity. NCBI's taxonomy places the organism in Eukaryota, Fungi, Microsporidia. The transcript has a single exon. The record is from RefSeq and is a predicted model, not a curated record.